Messenger RNA from Colletotrichum navitas, 1107 nucleotides. RefSeq lists its product as uncharacterized. The transcript has a single exon. The record is from RefSeq and is a predicted model, not a curated record. The coding region runs from base 362 to 1027 and encodes 221 amino acids. NCBI's taxonomy places the organism in Eukaryota, Fungi, Ascomycota, Sordariomycetes, Glomerellales, Glomerellaceae.
AUGUCAAGCCGUCGCGUGUGCGGAAGUAACCAAAUGUCAGGCACCCGCUCUCUUGGGACCAGAUAUUUCAAAUGGGGUAAGGGGUAGCUUGCAAGAUAUUGGGCCGAGUUGACAAGAAAACAAAAAGCGUUUUCGAGACAAGGUUGAGUUUUGGUCGGGGACCCCAACCACACCCCUGACUCUUGACAAUGUUUUGAGUUCGAGGGCCCAAGUGAGGGAGGAUGGCCUCCGCAGCAGCGCCCGUGGUAGAGUUCAUCGCGACGGGGUUGAGUUUACGGCAGAUGCAGACGGGCCAACGAGGACCUGCGCAUACACAUGAUGUGCUGCUACUGCCGCGCCGGCCAUUGACUUGCAAAAGCAGAUGAACCCGCCCCCUCCCCUUCCAGACUUGGCCGAUUCCGUGCCAACAAGAUCUCGAUCGGGACCAACUCGCCCCCCUCCCUCCGUUUCGGAGUCUUACUGUUGUUCUACUUUUGUCUUUUCUUCUAGCCUUUUCCUGUUUUCCAUCCCCCCCCAUUUUACCUACCUUUCCGAUGCCAAUUCUAUCUUUCCCCAUAGCACUUUCCGAUGUGGAGAUCCGCGGAACUCUCUGUGUCAUCUAGCACGGGAGUGGCAAUUUUUUCGAAGGAAGGAUAUCAAGGAGGUGCCCGUCGAGUGGGGGGCGCCUUUCAACUGCUGUCGGCAGUCUUGCCAUAUGAGAUGGUGGUCUUUGGGAUCGAUACAUGUGCUCCGUGGAAUGGCAGAGAGUGGAGGAUCUGAAGAUGGAGAGGAUUUGGGUGCUGCGGUGGUCCUUGUCUUGGGCGGCUUGCAACCCGUUCGCGAGAGAGAGAGAGGGCGACUCUGCUCGGAUCCAGCCGGAUGCAGAGCUGGUAGUGCACCCGGAGUCUACGCCUGUCUCGGGAUGAUAUGGUUCUGCCUCCCACCAGCAGCAGCAGCGAGAGCCCGAAGAGGGGCGCGAGAGGGGGAAAUCCUGAUCCAGGAGCUACACGGAAUUUGGGGAAUUGCUGGUAUACCGAGUUUUUUUUAAUCGUGCUGAGACCCCGGAAGACGGAUAUAUACAAUCGUCUCAAUGAUUCGGAAUAUCAGAGGGUGAACCGGGUUGAACCA